UACAGAUGGAGUAUGUCUGAACUAAUAUUUCACAAUUCCAAAACUUAUAAACCCAUGUGCCAAGAACAUGUCAAGGAAUGUUUUCUCUAAGGCUAGUACGAACUCUUAUUAGUCCCAGUUUUCCUAGAAUAAACGUUUGCGAAAAUAAGCAGUGAAUCGUGAUUUGAUUAUUGUGAUGAUGAGAUUCAGGAAGCAAAGAUGAUAUUUGUCUGGAUUAUGGUUGCCCAGUUUGCUCUAUCGGGAGCGGAUACUGAGCCAAUGUGUUUAUCAAGAUUCGAUUAUGAUUAUAAACUAUUAUUAAAACUUGUAGAGCUGGAAACUGGACAAAAGAGACUUCAUGAAACAAUUACGGAACAACAGACAGUAAUCAACGAACUUCAAACAACAAUAACAGGCUCUAAAUUAAAAGAAGUCGGGUCUGUUUAUACACGUUGGGGAAAAUCUUCAUGCCCUGGCAACGGCACAGAGACUAUAUAUACUGGACUUGUUGCGGGGUCACACUAUACACACACAGGUGGAGCUGCCAACUACCUGUGUUUAACACAGCAGCCAUCUUGGAACAAGUAUAACGACGAAGAACAAGCCGGCGGACUUGUCUACGGAGCAGAAUACGAGUUUGAUCUUCGAAGUCGCUCAUAUUUCUUUGGUCGAGAAAUAACUAAUGAGGAUCCACCUUGUGCUGUUUGCCGAACUGAACGGCCAACCGUCAUAAUAAUUCCUGGCAGUCGACAAUGCCUCGAUGGCUGGACAAUGGAAUACCACGGUUACUUAAGCAGUGGGUAUUAUGGACAUGCUGCCGCUACAGAGUUUGUGUGCCUAGAUGUUGACCCGGAAAUAAUUUCUGGCGGAAAGUCUGAUAACAACGGCAAGCUUUUCUACUUUACGGAAGUCCGAUGCGGUUCCUCCUCGCUUUGCCCGCCUUAUGUGAACGGACGGGAGCAUUCGUGCGUCGUGUGCUCCAAAUAGAAUGUAUUAAAUCAACAGUUCAAGACGAGCUUAUAUCCAACUUGUAUGAAAAACCAAUCGUUGAAAAAAACAGUACUGUAUCAAUAGUUGUUCGUAUUAACUGUUGAUUCUGGUGAUUUCAAUCAUUACAAAUUUACUCUGCUUUAAGUGUCAAAUGGUAAUUGUUUCUCCACUUUGGUUAUGGAGGUUUAGUUAAGGAUUGCUUUGGUGCCCUACUAAAAUUCUCAUUUAGUAGUGUCUGCGAAUAUCACUGGCCUUAAAAGCACCAGCUAUGCAUGCCUUUCUUGCCCUGGUGGCAUUGCACGUUGACAAAUUACCUGUGUCUGUCUUGUUGUUACUGGCUAAUUGCCAUUUGGGUGGAAAUACAGCUGUAUAUGUUAUGCUUUGACAGAUCAAUAUGCAUUGAUCAGAGAUCGACGCCUACCACGUUUGAAAUAGGCCUUUGAGUGAUUUUAUUUGAUUCCGUUUCCAUUUGUACAAAUUAUGUCGAUUGUAUCAUUUUUGUAUCAUUUUUGAAAUCUAGAAUCAUUACAGCAAUAGGCAUCUGGGUUUUGAUUAAGUACGCAAUUAAAAUUACAAGGACUAGCAUUGUAGCCUUAAGUGUGACCAUUGUCCUGUUAAAUGACCAAACUCGCACUAUAUUUUCAUGAAUAUCAAAAUACACUUAAAUACCUGAAUCAAUUUGAAUGAAAAAUCGGGAAGUAUCAUCCUCAAUUAUGCGAGUUCAGUUUAGGGGGUUUCAAAAUCAAAAUACAGGAUUCACCUUCUUUUUGCAAAUCGCUUCUAUGAGUUAAACAAAGCACAGUUACAGUUACAGCGACUGUUUACGGAUAAUAAGGGCGCUAUCCAUUUAUGUAAUUGUCCAAGGUCAAAGUUACGUUAUGUACAGGGAAGUCGAACUAGUAUGGAUUGAAGGAAAACAAACACCGUUUGAAUGAAAAACGGCAUAUUAACAGAUACGUGCUCAUUAUUAGAUAUUGGUUCAAAGUACAACAGUUUAAUAUUUAUUUAUGUUUCUAACGUAAAUUCAUGGAUUUAAGCGAGGAAGGCAUCACAACUUGGGCAUCUAACGUAAAAUGUUACUUGAGGAGAAAGGAAUUUUAAACGUCUGGGUUAAUCGGGAAUUAUGAUGUCAAAAUAUUUGCUACAGCUUUUUAACAACAUUUAAUUGAUAUAUUUCUACAAAAGUGGUGUGCUGAUAUUACCAAGGGUGUGAAACUUAAUAUUAUAUACUUGCUUGUGCAUAUUACGUUUUGUAUGGCUGAAUAUCUUAAUUUAUUAUAUAACAAAAACAACAGAAAUACUUUACUCAAUUACGUGUAUCAGCGCAUAGGUUACGUAUUGAAACUGGUGGGUACGGACAAAAUAGACUGCCAAGAAAUAAAACAGUAUGAUCAUUUUGCCAUAUACAGAAAAUUGAGGAUGAAUUUCAUUUUGUUAUAAGAUGUAGUUGUUUCGAUGACCUUCGAUCAAAUUUUAUUAAAAAGUAUUUUUUAUGUAAAACCUAGCAUGUUAGAAUUUACUCAACUAUAGUUAGUAGUAAUAACAAACCGACUAAUGUAAAUUGAUGUAAAUGUUUGGUACAGGCAAAUGAUAGAGGAAACUUGUAAAUCAACGAUAUUAUUUAAGUUUUGAUCGUUUGAUCAUUGUUGUAACCAUUUACCACCCGCAUUUCUAUAAUAUAUCUAAUUAACUAGCUGUACAGUUUAUUACUAUUAUUAUUAUUAUUAUUAUUAUUAUCAUUAUUAUUAUUAUUAAUAUUAUUAUUAUUAUUAUUAUUAUUAUUAUUAUUAUUAUUAUUAUUAUUAUUCACAAUAUUGCUUUACCUGAACAUUCUCCAUAUUUCGUAAGCUAUGCAUGAAUUGUUAUUGAUAUUGAUACCUUGAUACGAUGAUCACAUGCAUGCAUAUUGUAUUAACUUGUAUAUACGUGUUUAAUGAAAUGCUUUGUUGCAUAAGCCUGAAUACACUUUUGUUCUGCUU
Molecule: messenger RNA, 2948 nt
Organism: Mya arenaria
Lineage: Eukaryota; Metazoa; Mollusca; Bivalvia; Myida; Myidae
Exons: 2
Coding region: 199-966 (255 amino acids)
Source: RefSeq, a predicted model, not a curated record